AUGGCCCAGCAGAAUGCUCAGCGUCAAUUCCGUGGAGUCAAGAGCAUGCGGGAACUUGCGGAAGCCCCAGCGGUGACGGCCUUCCGGGCCAGAUUCGAAGCCGGUCGCUCCUUUGAUCUUGAUGAUGACUUGGAGUUCUGCCCCAACCUCCUGACCGAUGAAGAUCUCCGUAUUGACAAGAACUUGCAGCUGCACUCCAUUCACUCUGCUUCGUCCGAUCGCUCCUCGCUCUCCAGCGGGUCGCCCGACACCUCGCCUCUACAGCACCAGAUCCAGCCAGUGCAGCAGGUCGCCCCGGCGAUCUCCCUUUCUCCCGCCUCGACCAACUCCUUUGUCCACGCCAAUGUCGCUGCGAACUCCAAUCAAGUCAACUUCCAUCAGCCUGCUGCCAACCGGACCCGCAAGGUCAUUCCCAUCAUCAACCCUACCACUGGAAUGACCAUGACUAGCCCUCCUUCGUCGAUUUCACCGGCGAUGAUGCAGGCUGCUCAGCGUCGAUGGUAA
This is a messenger RNA of Penicillium daleae, 504 nucleotides long. RefSeq names its product DUF4452 domain-containing protein. NCBI's taxonomy places the organism in Eukaryota, Fungi, Ascomycota, Eurotiomycetes, Eurotiales, Aspergillaceae. The transcript is spliced from 2 exons. Bases 1 to 504 code for a protein of 167 amino acids. The record is from RefSeq and is a predicted model, not a curated record.